AUGUCGAACUUCCCGGGCAGCGACCCGUCGCGGCGUCAAUCAAUACCGCUGCAGAAUAUGGACGGCUCCCCCUAUACGGACUACCAAUCUGAUGGGUUAGGCCAAGGGCAACCACAGCAAUCCCAAUCUGCUUCGCGGACUGAGGCCCAGAUGGCAGCCAACCUGUCGGGCAUCUCGACCUACUGGGAGCAACCAUAUCACACCCAAUCCGACGGCGAGAUGAGCCCCCAUUCGCCAAUAGACAUGAUGGCUCUGCAAGCAGCUUUGCCGCCAGAUAUCCAUCACCCCGGGCUUGCGACAGCUGGCGCCUCCAUCAACACGUUUGAUCCUCCUCAUCCAUAUGUCGAAGAUGCCACGGGAGCAGACUAUGUCGAGUCCGAUAGGGUCCCUCUUACAUCCGGUGCCCAGCCCAUCUCCGGCUCCCUCACACCAAACCGCCACAACGAUCGAUCUCGAGAUAGCUUCCAGACAGUUUCCAGCGUCGACAACAGCCCAGCUCGAAACCGCGAUACUGGGAGAAGCUUGGGGCAGGACCUCAGCGCCAACUUUGGGAGUCCCCGUCACCGCAGCUAUGGUGCCUCUCUCAACCCUCACGAAUACAGACGAUCCAGGUCUCCGACGGGGGCUUUAUCGCGUGCUGGGUCAAUCGUCCGAGCGAUGUCACAGCGAGUUGUCAACCUCAGCGGAGAAAACGAAAUCGUGGACAAUCGGGCCUCACGUCAUCGCUCACAGUCUCCCCAUGCAUUCGACCGAAAUACUUCCCGUGAUACUGCAGCUUCAAUGCUCGUGGACACUUCAUACCAGCCACAGGUAGUUCAUCCUUCCGCGGAGAAGACGGGGGAACCUCGAUACUUGAUCACUGAAUCCGCCGCCUCAACCGCCCCUCGACCACCUCUCCCGAACCCUCUUAAGGGAAAGUCCCUGGGCAUCUUCGCUCCUGAUAACUUUCUGAGACGCCGCCUUUGUGACCUCCUUGUCAACCCUUACACGGAGCCAUUCCUUCUCCUCUUAAUCGUGCUUCAGACGAUCCUCCUUGCAGUAGAUGCUGCCCCUCCUAUUUCCGCUGAUGGACAGGGGCGCCCAGAACACUGGAAAGGAAGCGCUAUUGAUUGGGCCAUGCUGGUGCUCUUUAUUAUAUUCUCAUUUGAGCUGGUAUCACGAAUCAUUGUGUCUGGGUUUAUUCUGAAUGCUGCGGAAUUCAGCACUAUUGAUCGGAAACGUGGAAUCCGCGCUGCGGUUGCAGACCAAUACAGAGUUAUCUUCCAACCCGAGCGGCAAAAGUCAGUCAAGAACAAACACCAGUUCCAGGCAGAACCUUCAACAAUUGCUCGCUCGUUCACGACAUUUAUGCAGGGGCAGCAAGCUAUGCCGCAGACCCUUGAGGAACAGCAAAGGUUUCAGCUCGCUCGGCGAGCCUUUCUUCGACAUUCCUUUAAUCGAAUUGACUUUGUCGCAGUGGUUUCAUUUUGGAUCAUGUUCAUUCUGAGCGCCACUGGCCUGGAGACCAAGCAUCAUCUCUAUGUUUUUAGAAUGAUGAGCUGCCUUCGUAUUUUGAGACUGUUGGCACUGACCAAUGGCACCGCGAUCAUCCUCAGAAGUCUCAAGAAAGCAGCGCCGCUUCUGGUGCGCGUUGCCUUUCUUCUUUCAUUUUUCUGGCUACUCUUCGCUAUUAUUGGAGUACAGAGCUUCAAAGCUAGCUUAAGACGCCAGUGCGUUUGGUUGGAUCCUCUCGAUCCCACGAACAUCGACGCUUCGUACACCGUCAGCGAGUCAUUCUGCGGUGGUUUUUUGGACAACGACACAGGAAAAUCCAUGCCAUGGGUUAUGUUUAGUUCUCCCAACUCAUUGGUCAAUCUUAUAGACGGAUCGACUGAGGGAAAGGGCUCCCUUUGCCCCCGAGGUUCCAUCUGUCUUCAACAAACGAACCCUUUUGGUGGAACUGUCAACUUCGACAACAUUUUUAACUCGCUGGAGCUGGUGUUCGUCAUCAUGAGUGCCAAUACCUUCUCCGACCUCAUGUACUACACAAUGGGCUCGGACUACUCCCAAGCCGCCCUUUUCUUUGGUGCUGGUAUUAUGAUCAUGAUGCUUUGGUUGACCAAUUUGGUCAUUGCGGUCAUCACCUCCUCCUUCCAAGUCAUACGAGAAGAGAGCAAAGCAAGUGCUUUCACAGUUGACCAGGAGCCAUUCUCCCAGCCUCGAGCCGAAGAACGACUUCGACGUGCGCCCUUACAGCGCGUCUAUGAUCGGACAGCGCCAAUAUGGGUCGUCAUCAUUGCCUUCGGACUCCUCUGCCAAGCUUGUCGCAGUUCUACGAUGUCGGAGUCGCGGGGAAACUUCAUUGACACCGCUGAAGUCGUUGUGACCAUUUUGCUCGACAUCGAAAUGAUCAUCCGCAUUAUCACCGACUGGCAUCACUUCCACAACAGCUGGCGCAACAUCCUGGACCUGGUAUUAGCGGUCAUCACAUCAAUCAUCCUUAUUCCCCCUAUCCGUGGUACUCGGGCCUACGACUGGCUGACAAUCUUCCAAAUUGUGCGGGUUUACCGAGUCGUUUUGGCAAUCCCUGUCACCCGUCAACUCAUUGAACUUGUUCUGGGUAACGCCACUGGUAUCGCCAACCUGAUGUUUUUCGUCUUCCUGAUGACUUUUAUGAUGGCGAUAUUCGCAGUCCAAUUGUUCAGGGGUGAGAUCCCUGUCCAUGACGACGGCGAAUUGAAUCGCAUCUCGUUUUACCAGAUCUUCAACUCCUUUAUGGGUAUGUAUCAAGUUCUGAGCAGUGAGAACUGGACAGAAAUUCUGUAUACUGUCACCUCCUACACUCGACCGUUCAACACAUCAUGGAUCGGCGCAGUCCUGCUGAUAGGGUGGUUCAUUGUCGCGUUCUUCAUUCUGGUCAACAUGUUCAUUGCUGUCAUCCAGGAGAACUUUGACGUAUCGGAAGACGAGAAACGGCUCCAGCAAGUUAAGGCAUUCCUUCAAAGGAGAGACCUUGGAACUCCUUCGAGCCACCUAGCGCUCUCUACUAUCUUCACCUUUGGGAAGUCUAGACGACAUAAAGACCCGCUCGAUUACGGACCCGCAACAAUGGAAAUGCUCCUCAAGGACGCCGUCGUUCGCGAGUUCCUUGAUGAUAAGAUGGAUACUAUUAAUGAAGAGCCUGACCCGCGCCGUCCGCUUCCUAGGAGCACCACCACUUUAUUAGGCAAUGAUGUCAAGCCUGGAUUCAUGUCAGGCGUCUGGGGAAAUAUUGUGAAACGGCUAACUCACCGAGAGCCAAAUCCUUUCUACUCAAAUCUUCGGUUUGAUAGUCCAAAUGAUACCCAGGAUCCACGACAGAUGGCUCAACAAGCUGUGUCUGCUACAUCGGCUCGGCGAAGAGCCCAGAGAGAAUACCUCGCCCGAUAUCCGACCUACAACAAUUCCCUCUACAUUUUCAAGCCGGACAAUCAAAUCCGAAAACUCUGUCAGCGAGUGGUCGGCCCAGCCCGAGGCCCUGAACGGUUCGAUGGCCUUGAACCAAAUAGGGUGGCUUGGUAUACAUUCACGAUAUUUAUCUACGCCUGCAUUGUGGCCAUGGUGGUUCUUGCCUGUGUCACUACGCCCCUUUAUCAGAAGGAAUAUCAAGAGCAGCAUGAAUUCAGUAUCCAAAACUGGUACAUCUGGACCGAUAUGGCCUUUGCUGUCAUUUUCACAAUCGAGGCGGGGAUCAAGACAAUUGCAGACGGGCUGAUCUGGACACCGAAUGCCUUCCUCCGGAGUUCUUGGGGGCUCAUGGAUGCCGUUGUGUUGAUCACACUUUGGAUCAACGUGGUUACGCUCUUGAUCAACGACGGCGCCAUUUCUAGAGCCAUCGGCGCGUUCAAGGCUCUUCGAGCUCUGCGCCUCUUGAAUGUCAGCAAUAGUGCAAGAAAUACAUUCCAUGAUUUGAUUAUCGUCGGAUGGUGGAAAAUUCUUGGUGCUGCUUUUGUCUCAUUGUCUCUCCUGAUCCCAUUUGCAAUUUAUGGUCUGAACCUAUUCAAUGGUCUGAUGCUGAACUGCAACGAUGGCGGUGAUGGUAUUAGUACCAUGUCGGACUGCUUUGGCGAGUACGACAGCACGCCAUUCAGCGACGACUGGCCGAUGCUAGCUCCUCGAGUUGCGACAAAUCCGUACUUCAACUUCGAUGACUUUGGAUCAUCACUUUUCAUUCUCUUUCAAAUUGUCAGUCAAGAAGGUUGGACUGAUGUGUCUUUUGCCUCCCAAGCAAUCACUGGGCGUAACCAGCAGCCCUCGGAUCUUGCAUCCCAAGGCAACGCUCUUUUCUUCGUUGCCUUUAACCUGUUGGCGACUGUCUUCGUGCUUACUCUCUUCAUUUCCGUCUUCAUGCGCAACUACACGGAGCAAACGGGAGUUGCCUUUCUCACGGCAGAGCAACGAUCAUGGUUAGAGCUGCGAAAGAUCUUGCGGCAGAUCUCACCUUCCAAGAGCUCGUAUGAUGACUCAGAGAAGAGUUGGAAAAAAUGGUGCCACAAGCGAGCCAUCGAGAAGCGAGGCAAGUGGUAUCAAACAAUCACUGUCGUCCUUGUCCUGCAUUUAGGUGUAUUGGUAUCGGAAUUCAGCGACGAGCCAGCUUGGUGGACCAGUACUCGAGACUUUGUCUUCUUCGCCUUCAUCCUGAUUUACAUGACGAACAUCGCCAUCCGCAUCCUUGGUCUUGGGUGGGCUCGUUUCCGCCGAAGUUCGUGGGACAUCUACUCGCUCUUGAUUGUCGGGGGGGCUUUCAUUGCAACCCUCAGUCUCCUUAUCUCUAGCACCAACAUCGAAGUAUAUGUGCAGCUGCACAAGGUCUUCCUCGUGGGCAUCGUCCUGCUUCUCAUUCCCCGCAAUGAUGCGCUUGAUCAACUUUUCAAGACUGCUGCGGCCAGUCUGACGGUGAUUGGCAAUUUGCUAGCGACAUGGCUAGUGGUUUUCCUAGUCUUUGCUAUCGCUUUGACCCAGGCAUUUAGUCUAACACGGUUCGGCGGGAGCGAAACAAACGAUGUCAACUUUCGAACCGUCCCGAAGGCCUUGAUCUUACUCUUCAGGAUGAGUCUCGGCGAAGGCUGGAAUCAAGUCAUGGAAGAUUAUGCCAACAUCGAACCUCCUCUCUGCGUUGAAGAGUCAAGGUUCUUUGACAGUGACUGUGGAAGCAAGUCAUGGGCAAGGUUCCUGUUCAUUGCAUGGAACAUUGUCAGUAUGUAUAUUUUCGUCAAUCUCUUCGUGUCGUUGAUCUACGAGAGCUUCAGUUACGUGUAUCAGCGCUCGAGUGGCAUGGCCGUGGUCGACCGAGAUGAGAUUCGACGAUUCAAAGAAGCCUGGCGGAGCGUGGACCCGGCUGGCACUGGUUACAUCACCAAAGAAGCAUUCCCACGAUUGUUGGGCGAACUAUCAGGAGUAUUUCAGAUGCGCAUCUAUGAUUCUGAUGACUCAGUUCGAUCGAUUCUUGAGGACGUUCAGAACGACGCCAAGACGUCCCGGCAUAUGUCUAUCGGGACGACAACUGCAUUCGCCGGAGUGGACCUUGACAAGCUCAAUCAGAGAAUUGCCGAGUUGGAUGUGGUGAAGAUCCGCGAACGGCGGCGUCGGUUCAACGUCUUCUAUGAGGAGAUCAUGGUGUCUGCGGACCCAGACCGGGGUAUUUCCUUCACGACUGUACUAAUGAUUCUAGCGCACUACAACAUCAUCAGUGAUAACAAAAGCUUGAAAUUAGAAGAGUUCUUGAGGCGCCGGGCACGACUUCAACGCGUUGAAGAGCAAGUUCGCCGCCGCAUUGUCCUCGGUUUCUUUGACACCUUGUACUGGUCGAGGAAGUUCAAACAACACUUGCAAAUGAAGCAGGCGUCUCGAAUGACGGCAAUUCCACAUUUGGAUAUCCCUGAUAUCCUAGUUGAGGAUGAUGAGAGUCAAGAUGGAAUAACUGGCGGAGCAGCGCCUCGAUCACCAAUUGGGCCUUCGUCAGCUCGUUCGAGCGUCGAUGGCGGGCAACACCAGAGUUGGUUCGGGGCUACAGAUUUGUCCUUGCACGACACAGCAUGGCACCAUCCACUAAGCUUUCCCCGGGGUGCACCACCAUCAACAUCCCACCAUGCAACACCGUCGGCCUUUAGUUUUGAGCUCCAGGACCCAGAUGAGCACGAGCACUCGACGGCGGUGGACAAUACGGAACCGACGACUGCUGUAAGUCCGUCGCAAGUCCAGGGAAUGCUUGACGACUCUGUGUGGGUGGAGAGCAUCCGACGAAGUGCGACGGUCCGGCGAUCACAGCAGACGGGCCAGUAUCGAUAUGGGGAUCUGGAGUAA
Molecule: messenger RNA, 6321 nt
Organism: Ilyonectria robusta
Lineage: Eukaryota; Fungi; Ascomycota; Sordariomycetes; Hypocreales; Nectriaceae
Product: Ion transport protein-domain-containing protein
Exons: 5
Coding region: 1-6321 (2106 amino acids)
Biological process (GO): calcium ion import across plasma membrane
Cellular component (GO): voltage-gated calcium channel complex; membrane
Molecular function (GO): calcium ion binding; high voltage-gated calcium channel activity
Source: RefSeq, a predicted model, not a curated record